This is a messenger RNA of Aspergillus wentii DTO 134E9, 1959 nucleotides long. Its product is annotated as C2H2 zinc finger protein. Bases 1 to 1959 code for a protein of 652 amino acids. Gene Ontology annotation, cellular component: nucleus. The record is from RefSeq and is a predicted model, not a curated record. Gene Ontology annotation, biological process: regulation of transcription by RNA polymerase II. NCBI's taxonomy places the organism in Eukaryota, Fungi, Ascomycota, Eurotiomycetes, Eurotiales, Aspergillaceae. The transcript has a single exon. Gene Ontology annotation, molecular function: RNA polymerase II transcription regulatory region sequence-specific DNA binding; DNA-binding transcription factor activity, RNA polymerase II-specific.
AUGACUUCCGACAUAGCUUCUCCGUUCUUUCGUCAACCCUUCCAGGCUGGCGAGAAGCACCCAUUAUCCAUGGCUGCGUUGAUGCAAUCCAAUAACGAGCCUGUCACUAUCUCAAAUUCCCUGUCCGGUGCCAUCUCGAGUCCUCCGGAUUCCAUCGCGUUCUUGAAACAAUCCAAACCAGAGUCGAGCUUGAGCUCAAUCGCCAGCGCGGGGCUGCACGUAUCACGGUCCAGAGACCCUUUACCACAAAUGGCAACGACCGCAACCACAGCUGCUCCAAUGGACCGGUCAUUGGAGCAAGAGAAGGAGUCGGAGCAGAGCAGUUCCCAGGUCGCGAGGGAGGCCCUCGGUGCCAGCGAGAAAUCGCAGGUCAGCUCGCUCAAUGACUCGAUACACAUGUCCGACCAGAUGCAGGUCGAUUCACACCCGAAUUCCGGAAAUGUACAUGAUACCUUUGGUUCCGUCGACAAUGGGCCAACCCUCAUGAACUCCUCCACCGUAGCUAGUCCCGGCCCGAUCGAAGACUCGGCCUCUCAGGAUGGCGACCGCCCGCGCCAUCGUGAUGAAGCAGAAUUAUCACAGGAGACUAGCAACAAAGCCUUUUCGUACCCUAUGCCCACCGGUGGCCUUAGUGACCCCCGUCGUGGCUUAAGCCUACCGAAUGCCGGCUAUCACAAGGGCGGCCAGCGAUCCCCAUCGGCCAAGAAGCACCGAUGCCCGUAUUGCUCUACAGAAUUCACCCGCCAUCACAACCUCAAAAGCCAUCUUCUCACGCACAGCCAGGAAAAGCCGUUUGUAUGUCAGACCUGCCAGUCCCGCUUUCGAAGGCUUCACGAUCUGAAACGACACACGAAACUUCAUACUGGAGAGCGGCCGCACAUUUGCCCCAAAUGUGGACGCAGGUUUGCCCGUGGGGAUGCCCUGGCUCGCCAUAACAAGGGCCAAGGCGGAUGUGCUGGUCGAAGAGCGAGCAUGGGAAGUUAUGCUGCGGAAGAUGAAUACGGCGACGGGGCGGCUCCUCCGGACGACACGAUGGAUGGGCUAGUAUACGCGGAGCCGGAGCGAAUGGACGAGGAAGAGGAAAGGCGACUUAACAUGCCUAGCAUCAAGAAACACGACGCCCCAUCAGACCCUGUCGCACGUUCCAACACUGGUACCUUCCAGUCGCGUGGGCCGAGCACCUACCCCCCUAUCGCUGCAGGCAGACCCUCUCCCGGAGGUCUGUUCCCUCCUCCUACCAGCCACGGCGGCUCCAGUGCGUCAACCUCGCCGAUCUCGCAGUCUGGCAACUUGACAUUUCCGCCCCCGGGACAACCUUCUGGUGCAUCGGUAUUUGCUCCCACAAACAUGACGGAAAGCCCUAAACCGCUUUCACCGAAUGCUUUAUCCUCGCACCAAAUAAACCACGGACCAGAUAAUAAUAUACAACUACAUCGCGCACAUUCUCCCGGGAUGGCACAGUCCUUCCAGCAACAACCGUUUGGCAGAACCGCGCCCGCACCAACACAAACCUCCGUUCCAAAUCACUCUGCCUCUAGCUUGGGUCUUCCUCCGCCCCAGCCCGGGGCUCCUCAGCUCCCCCCACCGCCUGGAUUGAAUUCACCAGACUCUCGAUUUCAGCUUCAUGGCCAACCGGCAGCAGCAAAACACACUCCAUCACAUAGUCAUUCCAGUAACCACAGCGGGCCGCUGCCUUCCAUGGCCGGCCCGGAGACAUCUCCAAAUAACGGCAAUCAUUAUCCUGUACCGCAUGACCCGAAUCACAUCGACCAAAGCCGAGAAGACAAGCUCUGGGCGUAUAUCCGCUCAGUCCAUGAGGAGCUGACGGGGCUGCGAACUGAAGUGGCCGCAUUGAGAGCCCAGAUCGCAUCGUCCAACGCUAACACCCCCACGCCGUCCAAUGCAAACAUCCCACAGCCACCAAUUGAGGCGAAUAAUGUGGGCUCUGGACAACGAUGA